AUGCAACGAAAAUUGCGAGACAUAUUUGGUGGACAGAGAUAUUUGCUUGUUUUAGAUGAUGUGUGGACAGAGGAUCGUGAAAAAUGGCUUGACUUGCUAGGAUCCUUUACCGGAGGUGGAAGAGGAAGCUGUAUUGUGGUAACCACUCGGUCAAUAAAGACGGCAAAAAUCAUAGGAAAUGGGCGAAUGCAUCAGCUAAGAGGCUUGUCAAUGGAAAACUCAAUGUGUUUGUUUAAAUGGGCGGCUUUUGGAUCGGAAGAGUCAAGUCCACCUCAAAAGCUGGUUGAAAUUGGUGAAGAAAUUGUUAAGAGAUGCGCUCACGUUCCUCUUGCCAUAAGAGUGUUGGGAAGUCUUCUCUAUGGACGAGAUGAAAGGGAGUGUUGUCUUUGCGAUGAACUCAUAUAUAAAAGGGUGUUGAUCAUGUAUUGGAUGGCCCAAGGCUACAUCACAUCAGAAGGUGGAAAAAGUAUAGAAGAUGUUGCUGAGGAUUAUGUAAAACUUUUAAUACAGAGGUGCUUCUUCCAGGAUGUAAAAGGAGACUUUGAUAAUAUUAAGGCAUUUAAGAUGCAUGAUUUGAUGCACGACGUUGCUCAAGAAGUUGUGGGAAAGGAGAUCCAGACGACAGUGCAUAGCAUGAAUGGAGAUCUUGAUAAAAAGAUUCGUCAUCUUAAAAGAAGCAACUCUGCAAAUGUUUUCCGCAUCCAAAAAAGUCAACUGCGUUCUUAUGUUGAUGUUAGCAACCCUUUUGAAUAUGCUAAUAAUAUGGACCAGGUUUGUGCGGCUUCAAUAUUAGCUAAUUGGAAAUGUUUGAGGGCUUUAGACUUGAGUGGUUCAAGUAUUAAAAGUCUGCCAGGUUCAAUCGGUAAAUUGCUUCAUUUAAGGUAUCUAGACCUUUCAAAUAGCAAUUUUGAAUUGCUUCCUAGGGCAAUUACAAAUCUAUAUAAUCUUCAGACUUUACUGUUAGAGUUUUGCAUACAAUUGAAAGAGUUACCAAAAGAUAUUGACAAGUUAGUUCAUCUUAGGGUGUUGGACAUAAGAUAUUGUGAUGGUUUGACUUAUAUGCCAAGGGGCAUAACCAAGUUAACUGAUCUUCGUGAGCUUGGAAUGUUUGUGGUGGGAGGAGAGAGGUGUACAAGUUGGAAGGAAUUGUUGAAUGAAAUGAAAAUCCUGAAACCUCUAAGGAACCUUAGAGGCUCCCUCCAAAUCAGGAUCAAAUACUCCAACAAAGCUGCACAUGUUUAUAAGAAAGAGAAAGAUUGCGAAAGAGAGUGCUUGAGUGAAAAGGAACAUCUUGAAUAUCUGGAUGUUAAUUUUAGUGAAGAGGAGGGUGAAGGAAGAGUAAACUAUGAUGAAGCAGUGAUGGAUAUGCUACGGCCACAUUGUAAUCUCGAGAGGCUAGCAGUUCGAGGAUAUCAAGGUGCAAGUAUGGUGGGGUGGGCAAUGGAAGAAAACUUGUCAACGUCUCUUCCUAAUCUUGUUUCCUUGAGUCUUUGGAAUUGUCCGAAAUUGAGUGACUUAAGAUGCUUGGGAAAUCUAAGUCAUCUAAAAUGUCUUUUUCUUUUUGACCUAGAGAAUUUAGAGUAUAUAAUUGAGAAAUAUAUAUCUGGGGGUAGCAAUGACACGAGAGCUGUGCAUGUGAAGUCAGGCCAACAAUUUUUUCCCUCUUUGAAGUAUCUUAAUUUAAGAAAUAUGCCUAAAUUGAAAGGAUGGGUAGGAGAUGCUGAUGAGCUCCAUUUUAAUAGUUGCAAUAUGUCACCCCUUGUUUUUUCUCAAUUGGAAAAUCUUCUAAUUGAAUCUUGCCCAAAGCUUAUAGCAGUUUUCCAUUUUUCCCUAUUGAAAUCUCUCAAUUUAAGUAAAUUUAAUAGAAGACUACAAAUAAUAAUUAGAAGGUUGAAGAAUGAAGAACUCGAGGAAGAUAAUGGUAAGGAAACAAGCAAUCGAAAGUUUUCAUCCUCGCCCUAUUUUGGUUGUCCUAUUAGCAAUUUGAGGGAAAUAUUAAUAGACGACACAACUUGGGUAGAUCAUUGGCUACACAUGGAGGCUCUGAUAGUUUAAAAAAGCUGUCAAUUCGUGCAAAUAAGAACAUAGAGAAUCUGAGAGAAGUUGAGAAUGUGUUUCGUGCGUGUUCGUCUUCCAUACAAUAUUUAGCUAUUCGAAGUUGCUCCAAUAUGAAGAGCGUGUUAGAAGGCUUACAACAUCUCUUUGUCUUAGAGACCUUAGUAAUCGGUAAUUGCCCUAAUCUGAAUUUAUCAAGAGAGAUGGAGGAAGGCAGUGGCAAGCCACUUGACAAAUCUCUUCGUAAUUUGGAACUGUACGGACUCCCGCAAAUGGUGAACCUGCCUGAUUGGAUACAAUACUUGACCAACCUUCAAUCUCUGACUAUUGAGAAUUGCAAACAGCUCGAAUCUCUGCCGAGUUGGAUGUCUAAACUCACUUCUCUCAAGGAACUUCAAAUUCAUGGAUGUUCACCAACAUUGGAGAAACGAUGCCACCGUUCAAAUGGGUUGGAUUGGCCACACGUUCAACACAUCCCUUCCUUUAUCUGUCGUAUUGAAUACUUGGCGUAACCAAUUGAAGGGACACCAAAGGUAUAACUUAUGAGUUAUGAGGUGGACGGAGCAGGCAGGAUUGGCAACCCAUGCAGAAUUGUGGGAAACUGCUGGAAUUUGAGAUAUCCUCAUUGAAAUAAAGCCGUGUUACUAGAAGGAAUCCCCUGUUGAACAAUUGGAAUGCUAGGGAGACUCACACGGGAAUUCAACGGAAUGACCAGAAUGGAGGCCAAAGAUGUAAGAAAUAAGAAAACAUCUUGAAGAGCUAUUUUAGAGUCCCUAAAAGAUUGCUAAAUUGAUAAGUAAAUAUUAGAACAUGUAUCUUUAUAAUAAUUCUGACUUAUUACACUAAACGAGUGUUAUUGUAUUGAUAGUAUUCCUAUACUAACAACUAGAUAUUGAUAGAUUUCCAAUUUUUUAUUCUAAAGCAAUGUACCUUAUCGAAGCUUAAGUUGUGAGGUUAAGCCUUCGGUGACUCCUUUGAUGAUUAUUUCGGAGUUUGAGUCGCGAGGUCAAGCCUGCGGUAACUCCCUGGUUACGAAAUGACAUGAAGCUAUGUUUUUCCUUAAUAAAGGUGUACCUUUAUGUUUUAUCACCUAAAUAAUUAAGAGAUUAAGAUAUCUAGUAGGGGAUUCAUGGUUUCCAAAUGAGAUGACCAACCACCUAUGUUUUUUUUUCUUUGGAUCAUGGGCUUAAUCACAUAAUGAUGCGAGUCCAGUUGUCUGGUUGAAACAAGACAUACACACGGAUCAUGAGUAUUUUGGUACUUAGACAUGAAGUUAUUAUAAUGAGGACUAGUGGGAAAUGGGCAUAUAUGUCCAUUUUCAUUCACUCUUGCAUCUAACAAAAGCUUAAAUGUGCUUUAAAAGCUACCUAAAGUAUCAAUUAUGAAUCUUUCUUUGGUAUAGUCACUUGAUUAUGUCAUCUGAAUGUUGGGCUAGUUUCUUGAUCUCUCUUUUUUGAUGACCUAAUUUCUUAUUUUUAAGUUGUUACAUUUUAUCUACAGGUAUUCAAAACGGGUUCGAUGACUUGAAAUUUACUCAACCUUAUAACUAAAUCCGAUUUGACCCUACUUCAAAAAUGAUUUACAAUUAUGUAAAAAUCAAUAUGAACACAGGACUCGAUUUGAAACUGACCCGAAACACCUAACCAGAAAUCAACCCGAUAACCAGAAUGACACCGUUAAUUUUAUCCAAUGAGCUCAUGAUCACUUCUCACUCACUUCCGUUGUACCCUUUUACUUGAUGUUCAUGUUUUUUUUGGUCUUGUAAUCAUAUUUAAAUCUUUGUCAAACAAAAUAUUUAAGUGAUGUACGACUGCUAGUUUAUCUUCACUUACAAUUGUGGUUGUUGGGUGUUAAUUUUAUAACCCUAAUUUUGUUUCAAUAAUUUUAUUUCCCUAUGAUUAGGGAGCUGCUAAUUACUCUCCAUUGGAUUGUUAUCUUUUCCCGUGAAAUUUUGGGGUUUUUUUUGUGGUGUGAUCAUCUGGAGAGGACUUAUGUUUUCCCUAGGAUGUUUCCCUUACCUUGUAUGUCCUUUUGUUGGACUUUAUGCUCGUUGUAUUAGAGCCGAGCAAAACUAUCUGAUAAUCCGAAAAUUCGAUGAUUUGAUCUGGAAUCCAAUUUAAAUCUUAGGAAUUAGAUAUCCAUUUCAAAAUUAUAAUUCAGAUCGGAUAUCUGAUUCGAAAAUUCAAAUACCGGAUAAUGCUCCCAUGAUUAGGACUUGUUUCUUGUUUUUCCUCAAAAUUCUUUUUAAAAUAAGACCUAAUUAUGGGGUGUUACAACAUGCCCCUCUUGCCCCCUUAUAGGGUCGACCUUGU
This is a messenger RNA of Amaranthus tricolor (Joseph's coat), 4367 nucleotides long. RefSeq names its product disease resistance protein RGA2-like. Gene Ontology annotation, molecular function: ADP binding. Bases 1 to 2055 code for a protein of 684 amino acids. NCBI's taxonomy places the organism in Eukaryota, Viridiplantae, Streptophyta, Magnoliopsida, Caryophyllales, Amaranthaceae. The record is from RefSeq and is a predicted model, not a curated record. The transcript is spliced from 3 exons. Gene Ontology annotation, biological process: defense response to other organism.